Messenger RNA from Caenorhabditis elegans, 635 nucleotides. It is a transcript of the gene T05A10.6, whose product is annotated as DUF19 domain-containing protein. The record is from RefSeq and is marked reviewed. The coding region runs from base 61 to 537 and encodes 158 amino acids. Lineage: Eukaryota; Metazoa; Nematoda; Chromadorea; Rhabditida; Rhabditidae. The transcript has 6 exons.
GAUAGAAUGAAAUCUGAUUCACUUAUUUUAUAUUGAACUGGAUUGAACUGGAGCUCAACUAUGAUGCAAAUUUUUGUAUUGUUGCUGGUUGUUUUUGUCAGUGUACAAAGCCAAAUCCACAUUGCUGACGAUAACUAUUUUCUCGAAAGACAACGAGUGAAACGUGAUGCUGCUAGUACUACGUGCCCAAAUGGAAUGUCCGUGGCUACUCGUAACGUAUUUGACAAGACAGUUGCUAGUGGAAAGACAUGGGAUUGCACUUUGGAGAGUAAGGCUCAGGCAGUGAUCAAAGAGUGUUUGUUGGAUAACGGUGGUGUCACUAAUGGAACAUUGAAACUAAGUUUCCCAGUGACUGGUAGUACAACACCAGAAGCAACUAUUCAACAAUUUCAAACAGCUCUUCAACUUGCAUCCAGCAAUUCGAAUAGCAAGUCACAAAUUACUGAAUCGAUUGGAUGCUCUUAUGCGCAGUGUCAAAGUAGACUCGACAUUCUUUGUCUCUUCAGCCACUCGUCCACUGUACCUCCACUUCCAUAAAUAUUGCACCACAAAUUUCUUGAUUUAACUUUUCGCAUGACCUUGAUUAAAUUAAACUCAUAUUGGAAUCAAUUCAAAUAAAGAACACUUAUCAAAUC